AUGGUACUCGAAGAGGCGGUUCUACAAAGUUGGCCGCUGAGCGGUUCUCCUGAUAUAGUGGACUAUCGACAUAUUUUUGAGUUGGAGUACCUUGAGUACGGGCUGAAAUAUCUGUCGUGCGAGAAGGAACAUCCGGCUGAGUAUUCGAAUUUUUUAUCAGAGAACUGGGAUUUACGAGGACGACGUUUUAUGUUGCAGGCCUCGUUUUACUCGACAGCACUGAAAACCCUGAUCUCUGUGUCUACUGUGAUACUGCUUGGCCUCAUAUUUGCUUACCAUGCCUUAGAAGUUCAGUUGUUCAUGAUCGAUAACUGCGCGGACGAUUGGCGGAUCGCGAUGACCUGGCAGAGGAUCGCGCAGAUUUCGCUCGAGUUGAUAAUCUGUGCGGUCCACCCGAUCCCGGGGGAGUAUUACUUCCUGUGGACGACCAAGCUGGCGAACAAGGGCGGUGACUUCGGCUCGAAAUGGGUGCCGUACGACGUCACCCUGUCGCUGCCGAUGUUCUUCAGACUCUACCUCAUCUGUCGCGUUAUGCUGCUGCACUCGAAGCUGUUCACCGACGCCUCGUCGCGCAGCAUAGGGGCCUUGAAUCGUAUUAACUUCAACACCAGAUUCGUCCUGAAGACCUUGAUGACCAUUUGCCCGGGGACCGUGUUGCUAGUCUUCAUGGUCUCCUUGUGGAUCAUCGCAUCGUGGACGUUGCGCCAGUGCGAAAGGUUUCACGACGAGGAGCACGCGAAUCUCCUUAAUGCUAUGUGGCUCAUUGCUAUCACGUUUCUGAGCGUCGGUUUCGGUGACAUCGUGCCCAACACGUACUGCGGUCGAGGUAUAGCCGUUUCUACUGGAAUAAUGGGCGCCGGAUGUACGGCCUUGCUGGUGGCGGUUGUUUCCCGGAAGCUCGAGCUCACCAGGGCGGAGAAACACGUUCAUAACUUUAUGAUGGAUACGCAAUUAACGAAAAGGUUGAAAAACGCCGCGGCAAACGUGUUGCGCGAGACGUGGCUAAUUUACAAGCACACUCGGCUGGUGAAGCGUGUCAAUCCGGGACGUGUUCGAACGCAUCAGCGGAAAUUUCUGUUGGCUAUAUACGCGCUCAGGAAAGUGAAAAUGGAUCAGCGAAAAUUAAUGGACAAUGCUAACACCAUCACGGAUAUGGCCAAGACGCAGAACACAGUGUACGAGAUCGUGUCAGACAUGAGCACGCGUCAGGACGCCCUGGAGGAACGUUUGGUAGGGCUGGAAGAGCGGUUGAUCGGCCUAGAAGAGAAACUGACCGGCCUGCAGGCGCAGCUGGAACUGUUGCCAGAGGAGCUGACCAGGUGCUUGGCUCAACACGCCGAGCGUCUGGAGCAAAGGCGCAACUUCCUCCAUCCGGACACCGCGGUCGCGAUGGCGUCGACCGGUAGCGGCGGUGGUGGCGGCGUCUCAACCGGUAACAGCCUGUCGAUGGGCAUCUCCGUGUCUGCUCAUCAUCCUCUGGCCAACCUUUCGAACUCGCUGCCACACUCAAGGAGCGUGCCAAGCGCGCCCAGCACCACUUCCCUUCAUCCGUGGCCGGCUAGCUCGAUCCUGCCGCCAGUUUCGAGCCGUACGCCCCACUUGGUGCCAGAGACCGGAAGGCAUCACAGUCUGGCACAUUCCACGGUGGCUACGACCACCACCUCGCAGUCAGCCACCAGGCUCACCUCGCAAUCUGGAAUGGGAGGGCUGGGCAACAGCCAGGGGUCCGACACGUCUCCACACAGCUGAGUCUCGUCUUUGCAGCCGCAGCACUCGUAUUAAACAAAAAAACGGGACGCCCGUCGAUGUGAAAAACGACGAACGACGUCCUGAAAACGACGUUCGCGUGUCGUUGAGUUCCUCUACUGCGAAGUCCAGUUCUCGCUGUCUGUAAAAUCUACGUCUUUUCUGUCCGUUUGCUAAACUCUUUCGGGGAUAGGAAGUCUCUUCAGGUCCAUUUUCAGGUGUACUGUGUACUUUCAUGGUUGGUUGAUGAUGGUCCGCAUGGUCGUGAGGCGACAUCGAUGCUCGAGUACAAGCGUGAACAGCGAUCCACCGUCUUUCAUCAACCGAGUUCAGUUUCCUGAUUUUUAACUUGGGAAACCACGAGUAUGAGAUCCUGCGGGGGAAUCUGAACGAGCGUUCCACUCUCGUGCAGACUGCCCAGAAGGUUCAGAGUCAAUCCCGAAUGUACUUGAACGUCUCGAUAUCUGUAUCUCUCGCGGCUAAUUCGAAUGUCCAUUUAUUUUAGUUGCGUCGAAUCGAUACGCGAUAACAAUACCGGACUUUGACAUUUCCAUUUCGGGCGAAAUUAACGAAGCCUCGCGGCCAUCGCUGACUAAACCUGGCUCGCCUACUUUUAUAGCCGCGGGAUUGAAACGAAAGUCUCGCAGUAGCAUCAACAACGGGUCCAAUCCUCUUCCCGAUCGACAGUGUUUUCUUACGUCAAAUGAUGACCAAAAAGAAAAAAGAACAAAAAAAAAAAAAAAGAGAAAAUAAGAAAGUAGUACUAGAGAAGAAAACUGUAGACGAACGCGCGACAAGAAGGAAGAUCAAUCGAAAGGGAGGGACUCACGUACGCGGGCGUCCUCUUCCAAUCGCUGCGAGCUGCUCCCCUGCCCAACUUGCGUGCCUGAAAACUUUUUUCUUAAUAUUUAAAUAUAUAUUCGACACACACACACACACACAUACACACACACACACACACACACGAACUCCAUCUUAUCUCUGUAUACCUCGUGAAUGAAAAAAAAAAAGAAAAAAGGAAAACAAAGG
This is a messenger RNA of Frieseomelitta varia, 2775 nucleotides long. RefSeq names its product small conductance calcium-activated potassium channel protein-like (gene SK). Gene Ontology annotation, molecular function: calmodulin binding; small conductance calcium-activated potassium channel activity. Gene Ontology annotation, cellular component: plasma membrane; neuron projection; neuronal cell body. The coding region runs from base 1 to 1749 and encodes 582 amino acids. The transcript has 9 exons. Gene Ontology annotation, biological process: potassium ion transmembrane transport. NCBI's taxonomy places the organism in Eukaryota, Metazoa, Arthropoda, Insecta, Hymenoptera, Apidae. The record is from RefSeq and is a predicted model, not a curated record.